Copidosoma floridanum is the source of this 489-nucleotide messenger RNA. RefSeq lists its product as uncharacterized. Lineage: Eukaryota; Metazoa; Arthropoda; Insecta; Hymenoptera; Encyrtidae. The record is from RefSeq and is a predicted model, not a curated record.
UACGAAAAGGGCAAGCCGCUGGUAAACCUCGUCGACAACAUGGUAAAGCUCGGCUCGCUUUACAACUGCAACCGGGCGAACGGCAUGAGCUGCAACAGCUUGCCGGGCUCGCGUUACGACUUCACGCCGGACAACAGCGCCAGGGAGCAACACCGCGACCGGCUCGAGUUCAACCAGCGCGUCCAGGAGCAGAGGCUGCUCGCCGAGGAGCGACGCGACUGGGACAGGCUCAGCCCCGAUCACGGACAGCUGCAGGCGAAGGUGCAGCAGCUCUACAAAUUGGAUCAGUUGCUUCAAGAGGAAUCCGGAACCCUGCACAGUCUGCAGCAGAACAAGGAACUGCUGGAGAAAGCUCUGGGUGGUCUGAGGCACAAGAUGCAGGGCUGCAGUCGCAACAAUCCGGCGGAGGCUGAGCGUUACCGGGAGCAACAAUUGCUGCUAGAACGUGAGCUCAGCCGUGUUCGCCUGCACCUUGCCCACAAUUCCAAG